AGCAAGCUCAUCAGUAUUGCCUAGCAGUGCCUCUGAAGCGUUUCGAACGCUCUAAAUUGAAUAAAUAACUUCACUUCACCAAGAAAAUGGCUCCUCGUGAGAAAGUUGAGUUCGUGCUAGUCCGCCUGGCCUUUGCGCCGCACAUUCAUCCUUUGUACCCGCACAUCAGCUACCAGAUCCGUAAACAUCCGCCCACGGGCUCGGUCAUCCAGGUGCGCGAUUGGUUUGAGCAUGUCAUGAUGCGGGAGCGCUCCAAGCUGCCGCCAAAUGUCAAUCUACGCUAUGCCGAGUGGCGCAUCAUCACCGGCGAUGCGAAUCUGUUCAGUGUGGAGAGCUAUCGCUACGACAAAAUCAUGCUGGUGCUGGGCGAGGAGAACAUUUCCUGGGUGUUCUACACGAACAAUGCAAUGGAGCGGCGUAUCGAGGGCAGCGCCUGCUUCCCCGUCAGCUACUGCGGCUGCUGCCUCAACAACCAAUAUCUGCAGAUUUUGGCCAAGAUCAAGCAAACUUUGUCGCGGAAGAAGAUUCGAUAGAAUAAAGAGAUUCAAAUACUAAUGGAAA
Molecule: messenger RNA, 561 nt
Organism: Drosophila kikkawai
Lineage: Eukaryota; Metazoa; Arthropoda; Insecta; Diptera; Drosophilidae
Source: RefSeq, a predicted model, not a curated record